AUGAUGCCCACCAGCUGGCCUCCAGCGCCACCUCCAGGCGUUGCCUACGGCGCUCCUCCUGCCAACUAUGCUUACCCUCCCACAUACACCGCAGUCCAGGCUCGACAAAGUUUCGGCCAGUAUCCUCCCCCACCCGCACCUGCCUACACAGCGACGCCGUCGCCUAUGGUUGCUCCCUUCGACCAGAACGCUGCGGCGCCUCCUGUCCCGCCCACACGCAAAGUUGAAUGGCCUCCUUCCGUGCGAGAAUAUGUCCAAAAGUCCUUCUUGCCUAGCAAUAUGGAUCCGUCCGUGUCUCGCCCCGACAUUGAAGCCAAGUUGAAGGAGACCAUUUCGCAACACAUGGAAAACGGCACCCUUGAGUCCACCGAUUGGGAGAAAAUGCCCUUUCCCGCCGCCCUGAUCAAGAACGAGCGCCAGUCCCAGUUCAACUCCUCUAUGCACGUUGCGUCUCCCUUUGAAUCGCGAUAUGACAACACCCUGUCGGCCAACCCGAAGAAGCGGAAGUCCUCUGAUUUUACCCCGGAUGAGAAGUCUUCUACCGUGCCUUGGCGUACUACUAACAGCAACCGAUCCAACGCCCUCGAAGACCGCAUCACCUUCGCUUCCCCCGAUAAACGCGCUAGCCUCGACGAGCCUCUGCCCAAGUCAAGUAAGUUCCAGAAGCAGAUGGAGAAGCGACAACGCCGCUUUGAUGGCGGCUACAAGUCAUCCUACCGCUCGCCCAGCCCCCCGCCCUCUGAUGGUCCUGUCGUCGGUACCAGCGAAACGCUGGAAAAGCGCUACCUGCGUCUGACCGCUCCUCCCGUUCCUUCUCAGGUCCGGCCUGAGCGCGUCCUCCACAAGACGAUGGAUCUCCUCAAGAAGAAGUGGAAGAAGGAGGCCAAUUACUCUUACAUCUGCGAUCAGCUGAAGUCCAUGCGUCAAGACCUGACAGUCCAACGGAUCAAGAACGAAUUCACAGUGUCCGUAUACGAGCUCCACGCCCGCAUCGCCUUGGAGAAGGGGGACCUUGGUGAGUAUAAUCAGUGCCAAACCCAGCUGCGUACCCUGUACGCCAAGGGACUGAAAGGGAACCCCAUCGAGUUCAAGGCUUAUCGCAUUCUGUAUUUUAUUCAUACCGCCAAUCGUACCGGCCUCAAUGAUGCCUUGGCAGAUCUAACCGCAGCAGAGAAGGAGGAGCGGCCCAUCAAGCACGCGCUUGAGGUGCGUUCCGCUCUUGCCUUGGGAAACUACCAUAAGUUCUUCCAGCUUUACCUCGACACUCCCAACAUGGGAGCAUACCUCAUGGACAUGUUCGUCGUUCGUGAGCGUCUCGCUGCCCUGUGCAACAUCUGCAAAGCGUACAAGCCAGACGUAAAGUUACGAUUCAUCACGGAGGAACUCGGCUUCGAGUCCGACGUUGAUGCGGCUCAGUUCAUUGUCGAUUACAACGGUCAGCACCUUCUCGAAGAACGACAAGAGUAUAUUGCUCUCUUGACCGGCAAAGCCGGAGCGCUGUUCGACUCUGCGAGAUCCGAGGCUUUCCGCAAGGUUGACAUCAAAGGCCAGAUAUGA
Molecule: messenger RNA, 1557 nt
Organism: Colletotrichum spaethianum
Lineage: Eukaryota; Fungi; Ascomycota; Sordariomycetes; Glomerellales; Glomerellaceae
Product: threonine aspartase 1
Exons: 3
Coding region: 1-1557 (518 amino acids)
Cellular component (GO): nucleus
Source: RefSeq, a predicted model, not a curated record